Salvia splendens (bonfire salvia) is the source of this 3817-nucleotide messenger RNA. Its product is annotated as putative disease resistance protein At1g50180. The coding region runs from base 27 to 2759 and encodes 910 amino acids. Gene Ontology annotation, biological process: defense response to other organism. The transcript has 3 exons. Lineage: Eukaryota; Viridiplantae; Streptophyta; Magnoliopsida; Lamiales; Lamiaceae. The record is from RefSeq and is a predicted model, not a curated record. Gene Ontology annotation, molecular function: ADP binding.
UAUUGUAGUGUUAUAUAUAUUCGCAGAUGGCGGAAGGGGUGGCCAGUAUGGCUCUAAAAACCAUUCAGGAUCUGCUGUUAGAGGAAGAUAAAUUCUUAAUAGGCGUGCGCAGCGAAGUGAAGACACUAGAUGUCAUUCUUAAGGAAAUGAAAUCUCUUCUGAUUGCCGCUGGCAAGAGAGGACUCAACAAAGAUAUGGUUCGCCACUGGCUGAGGCAUGUGAGGGAGAUGGCCUAUAGAGCUGAUGAUACCAUUAGUUUGUAUGCAGCCAUUUGCGUUUCAUCCAACAGAACCCUGCACCACAAAUUCUCUUGCAUCCUUACAGAGGGCUACUCUCUCCACAAGAUUGGCUCUGAGAUCAAAGAAAUCAAAUCCGAGAUGGCAAGACUUAACUCAAGAAUGGAUCCGUACUGGAUGCAUAGAAUCAUUCAAGGAGAAAGCUCCGCUCAGCCUUCAAUGCCGAUCCUUCCCUUUGGGACUGAAGUUCUUGUUGGAAAAAAAGAAGAAGUGGAGCAACUUGUAUCCCAUUUAGUUGGUGAUGAAGCAAACCCUGUUAUUUCACUGUGGGGGAUGGGUGGGAUAGGCAAAACUACUAUGGCCAAAAGAGUGUACAAUCACCCCACCACCAGGCGCUUCUUCGACUCCUUCGCAUGGGUUUGCGUUUCUCAAAAGUGGGACACCGAAUCACUUUUCUUGAAUGUCUUGAGGAAUCUCAGCCCACUCCACAAUACCUCGGGUUUGACCGUCCAACAGUUGGCCGAUGAAUUGCUUCUAGUACAGGAGGCAAAAAAGUGCAUGAUUGUCAUUGAUGAUAUUUGGAGUACUCAGGCUUGGCACCAACUUCAGUUUGCCUUCAGUCCCAAAACAAAGAUUUUACUGACCACGCGUAUUCACGGCGUCGCAAAUGUUGGAUUUACAAUCAAGGCUCGCCUCCUCACCGACGACGAGGGCUGGGAGUUACUUAACAUCAAGAGGAAUGCACCUAUACCCACCAAUGUUCCAGCUGAAGAAAAUAAUAUGCUUGAGAAAAUUGGGAGAGAAAUGGUAGCCAAGUGUGGGAAUUUACCAUUGGCCAUUUCAUUGCUUGGCGGGAUACUGCGUAACAAGAAAUCAAGUGCAGAGUGGAAAUCGGUUAAUGAAAACUUAAGUACUGAAAAUCUGAAUGAUGAAAUCCAGAGAGUGUUGCACUUAAGUUAUCAAGACCUGCCAUAUUAUUUGAAGCCAUGCUUUCUCUAUAUGGGUAUGUACAAGGAAGACGAGGUCAUUCCGGCAAUUGAUAUAUGUGUGUUGUGGAUCGCACAAGGCAUGAUCUCGCAGCCGCAGGAGAAUCGCGGAAAUGAAAUGCCGUUGAUGGACAUAGCACAACGCUACUUGACUGAGUUAGCAUCUAGGUCGGUUGUAGAAAUUACACGUGAUGAUCCUAUUCGUGGGCAGACAACUAGAAUGUGUAAACUCCAUGACGCCGUGCGAAAGAUGUGCUUGUCACUCGCAAUAGAUGAAGAUUUUGGCUUGCGCAAUUUGGAUUAUGAGGGUGGACCAUUUAGUGGUUUCUUCCAUGACAGUUUGUCACGUCGCAAAACACGCCAUUUGAUUGUUUAUCUGAAAAGCAGAUUAGAAGAAGAAAGCAGAGAGCCCGCAGUCACCUGUGACCAAGAUACCACCAAAAUUGUGCGAUCUCUACUUUUCAUCAAUGACAUGGAGGGAGUACCUCUAACUCAAUUUCCUCAUAGAAUUGUUCGUUUGAAGGAAUUCAAAGUGCUCAAAAUGCUAUCUAUUUGCGGAUUUGUUUUUGAGGGUAGAAAAUUGCUAAAAGAGAUAAGUAAACUAGUCCUUCUUCGGAUUUUACGCUUGCGCGAUUGCCUGUUUGACGAGCUACCAUCGUCCCUGAAAAAUUUGGUGUACUUGCAUACACUGGAUCUAUGGAAUAGUGGGAACGUCCUAAUACCGAAUGGUGUUUUGGAUAAAAUGUUACGGCUAAGGCAUUUGAUCCUUCCAGUAUACUAUGAUGAGAACUUAGAGGAUUAUAGAAUGAGUUUGGAAGGUCUUGAGCAGCUGGAGACACUUGUAGGCUACAACAGUUUGGUGCACCAACUCGAAUCCCCAACUCAAAUGACCAACCUCCGACAUUUUGAAGGCAUAGUCCACGAUAACCAAAGCUUGUCGGAUAUCAUUAACGCAUUUUGUACAAGCUGGAAUCAUUGUAAAUGUGGUGGACUUAGAAUCAAACAAGGCUGCCAUAUUUCAUCAGAGGAAGAUUUGAUGAUUUUCAAGAAAGUGUUCAAACUUCACAAUUUGUAUAUCUCUGUUCCGAUAGAAAAUCUGUUCAAGGAGUUGGAAAGUGAAGCAUAUACCUCAAAUCUUCUUAGCUUAAUCUUGUCCGAGAGUAAUAUUAAGGAGGAUCCAAUGGAGACACUGGGAAAACUUCCCCAUUUAGUAGAUCUGUGGAUGACUGAGGCGUGCUUUUUGGGGGAAGAAAUAACAUGUCACACGUCUUCCUUUCCGUCUCUCAAAAAGCUUGGAAUAGAAGAAUUACCAAACCUAAGAGAGUGGAAAGUAGAGGAAGGAGCCAUGCCCCUCGUUUCUAAGAUUCGUAUCCAUGGCUGCCCUCUCUUGGAGAUGGUUCCGGAUGGACUCAGGUUCCUCAAUGCCUUAACAGGCCUACAAAUCAGUGGAAUGCCUCAAUUAGGAGAACGAGUGAGCGAAGGAGGUGAGGAUUUCCAUAAAGUGCAACAUGUUCCUUCCAUUGUGAUCAGAAAUUGAACUCCAUUUCAAGUGAAACAGCAUGAAGCUCAUCCUUUCGAUGGUUGUGUGUGAUUUGCUCAUGUCUUUUGAAUACUAAAACUAUAUGUUGCUGCAGCCGUUGAUGAUUGAGCAAUACUCUUAUUUGUAUUUUGGAUGCUCGUUACUACGUUUCAUUCUGAACUCAAUUUGAAAUUGAGUGAUCCUAUCUAGGUAAUCGUUUGUCUUGUCUUUGAAUAUUGAUACUUGUUUCUGCUCUUUAUGACAAUGCAAUACUACUUAUUAUAUACCUGUUUUGUGGGUUAUUCUCAGUGUGAAGUAUCAGUUUCUUUAUGUAAACUCACUGAUCUUAUCUCCGUAUAACUGCUAAUAUAACCCCUUAGUUUUGAGUCAAAACUGAGUAUAUGUUGUCGUUCAUGGUGAUGAUUCUUGCUAGUUUUUUGUUAUGUGUUUGGUCGUCGAAUUCUAUCAGGUAAGCAUGUGGAAAUAUGGUUGAAGCACACUAAUGUUUUUGGGGGAUUGGAUUAUAUAUGAAAUUUGGGCUGAUAUACAGUUUACUGCAAUCGAAAUCUCAAGGCCUUGGUGAUAUUUUUUUUUUUGUGUUUGAUAAAUGUCAAGGCCGAAGUUACUCAUUGUAUGUUUUUUACGGCUUUAGUUGGUGGUACAGUUACUGUUCGAUGGAAUGCUUAAACGAAUUCAAAGUUUUGGUUGGUUUCCUCUUGUUUUGAGUAACCCAAUUGAGAUGGCGCUUGCUUGCGAUCUACAUUGCUAAUUUGGGGUUAAUGUUGGAGAAUUUUAGCCAAAAAUCGAUGGUCAAAACCUUCUAAAUUAAACAUUAUUGUGGCCUUACCCAAAACAGAUCAUAAUUUUUGGACCCUAAAAUACCAAAAAUAAGAUGUCUCGGGAAUUUACUGCUUUAAUUAAAAUGCAAGCUUCUCAGACUAACUUUACAAUGCAUGUUUCAAUCUUUUUUUAUGAGGUGUCUAUCUAUCUCAAUAUUUUUAUUUCUAUUAUGUUGGAUAGGAUUUUUCAAGGACAAAAAAUUCCCUUAAAACAUGUCCUCGAUAUGCUAGUUUUGC